Messenger RNA from Drosophila mojavensis, 540 nucleotides. Its product is annotated as antifungal protein. The transcript has 2 exons. The record is from RefSeq and is a predicted model, not a curated record. Bases 89 to 490 code for a protein of 133 amino acids. NCBI's taxonomy places the organism in Eukaryota, Metazoa, Arthropoda, Insecta, Diptera, Drosophilidae.
GAUAGCCGGGUAUAAAAGCCCCUGCGCUAGAUGCAUUCCAAGUAGAACUUUUUUGGAAGCGCUGCAUCAAAUUCAACAAAUUUUCAAAAUGAAAUUAUUCAUCGUAUUCUUAGCACUGGUCGUGGCUGUUCUGGCCGUACCCCAGCGUGGUGGUCAACAGGGAUUCGGCCAAGGUGAUCGCGGUCAACACGGCUUCGGCCAAGGCGGUCACGGUCAACAGGGAUUCGGCCAAGGUGAUCGCGGUCAACACGGCUUCGGCCAAGGCGGUCACGGUCAACAAGGAUUUGGACCAGGUGAUCGCGGUAAACAAGGAUUCGGCCAAGGCGGUCGCGAUCAACAAGGAUUCGGCCAAGGUGGUCGCGGUCAACAAGGAUUCGGCCAAGGUGGUCGCGGUCAACAAGGAUUCGGACCAGGUGAUCGCGGUCAUCAAGGACUCGGCCAAGGCGGUCGCGGUCAACAAGGCGGACAACAUGGACGCCCUGGCUAUUAAUAUUAACAAAGUCAAUAAACCUUAUUGACUAAAAUUUACCAACAUCGAAA